AUGGACUCCCCGUCAAAGACAGCCCAACGUCUCCUUGCUGUGCAUCCGUCGUUUCAUAAAAACGGCGACAAAUACGAGCUUUCACGCGCACGCUUCAUGCUGGGGCACACCCGUGACCCCACGCCCCCUAGACGUUCCAAAAUAAAAACCAGUGGACAAGGGGUGAGUGAGAUGAAUCAUUUCGUCACGUGCAGAAGCAUUUGGCGCUGGGCGGCCUUUAUCAGCUUGACCUACCUACUUGACGCCAUCUCUACUCUGCCUAACGAUUGUCCACCAGAUCAGCGACAGAGAACAUCGAGCCCUUCAAUAGAUGAAAAUUCUGUUAUUGUGCGGUCGACAAUUUGGUACGAUGACGGGAGUGUCGUCCUCCAGGCCGAAUGCACACAAUUUCGUGUCCACCGAACAUUGCUCUGUCAAAAUUCCACGAUAUUCACCGACAUGUUUUCAAUUCCCCAACCUUCACCGGAGGAGUCCCCAAUGGAAGGUUGUGCCCUUGUUCGCCUCCCUGACUCAGCUGAGGAAGUAGAAACCGUACUGAGGAAGUGUCCUACGUCUCCCCCACUCAGACACACGUGA
Messenger RNA from Laccaria bicolor S238N-H82, 576 nucleotides. RefSeq lists its product as uncharacterized. The record is from RefSeq and is a predicted model, not a curated record. The transcript has a single exon. Lineage: Eukaryota; Fungi; Basidiomycota; Agaricomycetes; Agaricales; Hydnangiaceae. The coding region runs from base 1 to 576 and encodes 191 amino acids. Gene Ontology annotation, molecular function: protein binding.